AUGAUAUCCUUAAUUAAUUUCAAUCCUGCUGACAGAAAUUGCAUAAUAGACAGUCCUCGCUCAAAUUAAGUUAUGAGGCAAAGAGGGAUUGCUCAAAAUGAGUUACUGUGUGUUAAUAAAGAUUAACUUUCGGCUAUGAUGAAAAAAGAGAAAUCAUUAACAAAUGAGAAUUUGGAUGAUUUCCAUAAACACUUUGAAUAUCGUAGACAAUAAAAAGUCUAUGCAUUAAUAAGGGAUAGGGAGGCUUUAAUUGAAAAGGAAAAAAGAAAUAAGAUCGAAUAAAGUACAUGCAGUUUGAAACUGCUUCGACCAGCAAGUAGCACUACUACAUCUAAAUUUAUGGAUCAAGUAUAGAAGAGAAAAUAGAUGGAGGAGCUAAGAUAAAGACAUUUAUAGGAGAUGAUGUUGAAGAGAGAAGAGUAGACUUAAAUAAGAGAAGAGAAGAUGUAGUUAUAUGAGGAAAAGAGAAAAAGGAUGUAAGAGGAGAGGUAAAAAGAGUUUUAAGAGAAAUAAGAAAAUAUUGCAAAACAAAAAAGAUAAAAAGAAUUGGAUGAAUAAAGAAAAAAUAGAUAAUAAUAGUAAGUCUAUUUUGAAAGAGAAUAAGAAAGAAAAAUGCAAUUAGAGUUUGAAGAGCAGCAAAGAAGAGAACAAGCUGCUAUGAGAGAGUAAUAACAAAGGGAACUAAAGUAAUAGUUAGAAAGAGAAAAAAGAAUGAAAGGAAAGUAGAAAGAAUAAGAAUAUUAAAUUAGAAAACAAGAAGAAGAGGAAUAAGAAAUUAAAAGAUAAAUGUUCUUUAGGCAAUAGCAAGAAUCAAAAAAAGAAAUUGCUUAAAAAAGGGCUUAAUCAGCCAAAGAAAGGCAAAGAGAAGCUAAAAGAAGUCAAAUUGAAGGUUUGAAUAAACUAAGAGAGGAUUUUUAAAAAAAAGAAGAAAAAAUUGCAGAAAAACAAUACAAAUUUUAAGAAUUAUAAAAAGAAAGAUAAUUAUCAAUUGAAGAGAAAAACAGAAUUAAAAAUGAAAAAAUUAAGCAUACAGCUAAAGUAAAGUUACAUGAAUAAGAAGAAGUAAGGAGAGAAUUUAUGGAAAAGGAGAUGGAUAUCUAAUUAAGAUUGCAAUAGAGAAGUCAAUCAAAAUCUAAGGAGUAGUUCAUGUUGGAAGAAGCAGAAAGAAGAGCUAAACAUAGAGAGAAAGUCAAGAAAAUGAAUAUGUUAUAAUUGGAGGAAAAAAGAAACAUAUAUUUAAGAAAAAUUUAAGAACAAGAUGAAAAAAUUGAAAAAGUAAAGAAUGAAUAGGAAACUAUGUAGUAAUAGCAAGCAUAUAUGAAACUAAAGAAAAAAAUUGAUUAAUAAGAGGCUAUAAAACAUUAAAAAUAAUUAGAAGAAUAUAAAAGAGAGCAAAUUAGAGAAAAGCUGAGAUAGGUUGAUCUGAGAAUGGAAUAAAAGUAGGAUGAGUAAAGAGAACUGGAUAGAUUAAGAGAACAAGCAAACAGAGUUGAAAUGAUGGGAAAAAAAAUAUGA
Molecule: messenger RNA, 1515 nt
Organism: Paramecium tetraurelia
Lineage: Eukaryota; Ciliophora; Oligohymenophorea; Peniculida; Parameciidae
Exons: 2
Source: RefSeq, a predicted model, not a curated record